Acanthisitta chloris (rifleman) is the source of this 1062-nucleotide messenger RNA. RefSeq names its product retinoic acid-induced protein 3-like. The record is from RefSeq and is a predicted model, not a curated record. The transcript has 3 exons. Gene Ontology annotation, molecular function: G protein-coupled receptor activity; protein kinase activator activity. Gene Ontology annotation, cellular component: extracellular exosome; plasma membrane; signaling receptor complex. Gene Ontology annotation, biological process: G protein-coupled receptor signaling pathway. Bases 1 to 1062 code for a protein of 353 amino acids. NCBI's taxonomy places the organism in Eukaryota, Metazoa, Chordata, Aves, Passeriformes, Acanthisittidae.
AUGACAACUUCACCUCCCCAAGGCUGUGGCAACAUCAAUGCCGACUACUACCCGCUUUGUGACACAGAAAGGGCCUGGGGGAUUGUCCUGGAGUCACUGGCUGCAGCAGGCAUCCUCAUCACCAUUUUCCUCAUCUGCUCGCUCUUUUUUCUCAUCUGUAAAGUCCAAGACAACAGCAAGCGUCACAUGAUCUCCAUCUAUUUUUUCUUUCUCUUAGGCACACUCGGCGUUUUUGGUCUCACUUUUGCCUUCAUCAUUAAACUCAAUAACAGGACUCGCCCCACUCGUUUCUUCCUAUUUGGAGUCAUCUUUGCUCUCUGCUUCUCAUGCCUCCUCACCCAUGCAUGCAACCUCAGCAAACUAGUGAGAGGAAGAAAGCCCUUCUCCUGGCGGGUGCUGCUGCUCCUCAUUGUUUCCUUUGCCCUGGUACAAGUUGUGAUCAGCAUUGAGUACUUAGUCACCAUGCUAGUAAACCAGAGAGACACGUUUCUGACUAUGUCUCGGGAGGAUACCAACAAGGACUUUGUCAUGCUUUUGAUCUACGUGCUCUUCUUGAUGGCUCUCACCUUCUUGGUUUCCAUGUUCACAUUCUGUGGGUCAUACAAAAGGUGGAAGAGGCACGGGGCACACAUCUUUGUCACUGUACUGUUCUCCAUUGCCAUUUGGGUAGUAUGGAUCACUAUGCUCAUAAAAGGCAACACAGUUUUAAACAAAGAAAUCUGGGAUGAUCCUGUUGUGGCCAUCGCUCUGGUAUCCAAUGGUUGGAUUUUCCUAAUAAUGUAUAUUGUCCCUGAAAUUUGUUUCCUCACUGCUCCUCUGAGGCAAGAGGACUACCCUCCAGAAAAUGACUUAUGCCAACCUAAAUUCAUAAAGCAGGCAACUGGAGUGGACAAUCGUGCCUACACCCAAGAUGAAAUUGUACAAGGAGACCUCAACUACUCCCCAUACACAUCUAAUUUUCAGAUGAAGACCAUUGAACCCCAGAAUGAUUUCUCCAUCCCUCGUGCCAAGGCCCGGACCAGCCCAUACCAUGACUACACUGGUGGGAAAAAUCCCAUGUAG